GGGCGUGUCCGUCACACCUAUUUUUUUUCCUGGUGACGCGCGCGGGACUCGAAAUAAAAUCCCCUAUGCUGCUGCAGCACUUCAUUGGUCGCGCGCUGACCCCCACACACUAACUACAGCAACUUGUCUUCAAACUGCCCAACAACCAUGGCUCAAGCAUUGGACAUCGCUACCUGGGAUCUGGAGUGUGAGUUCAAUAACACAGACCACCGCACAGAGCUGAACGGAAUGGACCGCCUCAUUGUGAGAAGAGGCCAGCCAUUCAGCAUCAAACUGAAGCUCCGCUACGGGGAGUACCAGGCCGGCCUCAGUUCCCUCACCUGCAUCGCGGAAACAGGUCCCUCCCCGUCUGACCAAUACGGCACCAGGGCCGUGUUUGACGUUGCUGCCGGCUCGGACAGCCCCUCCGCGUGGAGCGCCACGGUCACCAGUCCUCCUGGGAAUGUCGUGGCCCUCUCCAUCUGCCCCGCCGCUGACGCACCCAUCGGCCGCUGGACCCUGACCCUUGGGGGGUCCUGCCGCAUUGAUUUCAUCCUCCUCUUCAACCCCUGGUGCUCAGGAGAUUCUGUGUAUAUGGACAAUGAAGAGUAUUUGAAGGAAUACGUCCUAUCUCAAGAUGGAAUCAUCUACCGCGGCACCCUCGAACAGAUUUUGCCUUUCCCUUGGAACUUUGGCCAGUUUGAAUAUGGAAUCUUGGAUGUCUGCCUCAAAAUCCUGGACACCAAUCCCAAAUACCUGCGUAAUCCCGGUAAAGACUGCUCCGGGAGGAGAAAUCCGAUCUACGUCUCCAGAGUGUUGAGCGCCAUGGUGAACUGUAACGGGGACGCUGGCGUUGUGCUGGGCCGCUGGCCAGCUCUGGAUAAAUUGUCGUCAGAUAACCCCUACGAGGGGGGAGAGAGCCCCAUGUCUUGGAAGGGCAGCGUGGAUAUCCUGCUCAACUGGGACAGCAGCUCUUGUAGUCCAGUACGCUAUGGCCAGUGCUGGGUGUUUGCAGCAGUGGCCUGCUCAGUUUCCAGAGCCCUUGGCAUCCCCUGCCGGGUCGUCACAAACUACAUAUCUGCCCACGACACCAACAGAAACCUGCUGAUCGAGUACUUCUACGACGAGAACGGCCGCAACCAUGGAAGAGACAUGAUCUGGACGUUCCACUGCUGGGUGGAGAACUGGAUGACCCGGCCUGACCUGAAGCCUGAAUAUGACGGUUGGCAGGUUGUGGACCCCACACCCCAGGAAAAGAGUGAAGGAGUGUAUUGUUGCGGCCCAGUUUCGGUGAAGGCCGUGAAGGAGGGUGAGCUGGCGACCAAGUAUGACGCGCCGUUCGUCUUCGCCGAGGUCAACGCCGACAAGGUGGACUACAUAAGGCAGGCGGACGGCAGCAACAAGAAGAUGACCAGCUUCACGGGCGUGGGCCAGAAGAUCAGCACCAAGAGCGUGGGGAACGACCGACGGGAGGACAUUACUCACCUCUACAAGUACCCCGAAGGAUCUGAGGAGGAACGAGAGACUUUCCGGAAGGCCGACCACCUGAACAAGCUCCUCCACCGGCAGGAGAGCCAGGGCCUCAAGCUCGCCAUCGAGGUCGCCACGGAGAAGAGGAAGGGCUGUGACUUUGACGUGACCGCGGUGGCCUCCAACAGCACGACCAGCGAGAAGAAGUGCCGCCUGCUGUUCUCCUCCAUGGCCGUGUCCUACACGGGCGUUGUGAAGGACAACUGUGGCUUCAAGGACCUCCUGAACGUGGAGCUCCCCCCCGGAGGAGAGCGACGGGUUCCUCUGAGGCUGAACUACUCCAAGUACUGCGAUGCGCUCACCGAGGACAACCUGAUCCGCCUGGCCGCCCUGCUGGUCGACUACUCAACCAAGGAGACCAUCUUCACCCUCAGAGACAUCGUGCUCGACAAUCCAGAAAUCAAAGUCCGCAUCCUUGGUGAACCCAAACAGAACCGAAAGCUGGCAGCAGAGAUCACAGUGCAGAACCCGCUUCCCGAACCCUUGAGCAACUGUUGCUUCAGCAUCGAGGGAGCAAAUCUCACUGGGGGAAAGACAAUCAAAGAAAGGCUUGAGUCUACAGUGGAACCAGGGGAGGAUGCCAAGGUGAAGAUCUACUUCAAGCCAAACCACUCGGGGCUCCGCAAGCUGGUGGUUGACUUCAACAGCAGCAAGCUGUGUCACGUGAAGGGAUACAAGAAUGUUAUUAUUGGCAAAUAGAUCAACCCACAUCAACCCACACCCAUACCCUGUGGCCUCUCUUCUGUUGUUUCGUUUUUUUUACAUAAGCGCAACCAUAAAACGUACCUUUGACUAACUGUUUACUAUAUACAUUAAUGUUUGAAUUGCAAUCUUUUUUUUUUACAAGAGAUCGCAUAUGUAUUGCUAGUACGUACCUGCUGGUCAUAUUAUGGCUGACUUCUGAUAGCAUUUGUAUGGCUAUCCCUAACCUUUAGAAAGGCUUAAGAAACAUGCAUGCCCGCUUGUACACGGUGAAUAACAAAUUCCAUUGAUGUACUAUGUACUGUUAUUACUGCAAUAAAAUAAUUCUUGGCCUUA
This is a messenger RNA of Gadus macrocephalus (Pacific cod), 2547 nucleotides long. RefSeq names its product transglutaminase 2b (gene tgm2b). The coding region runs from base 148 to 2208 and encodes 686 amino acids. Gene Ontology annotation, molecular function: protein-glutamine gamma-glutamyltransferase activity. The record is from RefSeq and is a predicted model, not a curated record. Lineage: Eukaryota; Metazoa; Chordata; Actinopteri; Gadiformes; Gadidae. The transcript is spliced from 13 exons. Gene Ontology annotation, biological process: peptide cross-linking.